UUAGAGCGUAGUUCCUGUGCAACAUCCUUUUCAAAGGACUGCUUUGAAAAGCUUUUCGCAGCCUUUACAUACACACAUUUCAUUCAUCUCUGAACAAUACUUGAUGCUAGUUUAAAUUGAGUCCUUUGCUUACUCAUCAUCAUGAUGCGUUAUUGGGGAGAGAUCCCCGGACCCGCGGGUGCACCUCCCAGCCGCAGCUCCUUUGACUUGCUCCAGCGUGAGUUUCGCUCAGUGGAGAUGCAAGAUCCUCCACUGCACCAGCCGUCAGCGCAGCGCCCACGUCCCACCACGAUGCUGGACAUCCCGUCAGAGCCCUGCAGCCUCACCAUCCACACGGUGCAGCUGUGUCAGCAUGCCAGACGUCUCCGUGGCCUCCUGGUAACAGCACAGGCUCAGGGUCAGAACUCAGAGGGCAGCCUCAGAGAAGGCGGCAACAAGAUGGAAGAGACUGAUGUCAACCUUCCUCAACGUCCUCCCACCCCACCUAUCAUGCCAGAUGAUCUGCUGCCUGUGGACAGCAAAGCCCCACGGCAACCCUUCCAGCUCCUUCACAGUGAUCCUGAAAGUGACUUUUAUAAGGGUAAAGGUGAACCAGUCACAGAGCUGAGUUGGCCUUCUUGCAGGCAGCUCCUCUACCAGUCAGUGGCCACUGUUCUGGCCCACGCUGGCUUCGAAUCUGCUCAGGAGAGUGUGCUGGAAACUCUGACUGACCUGGUCCAUGAGCAUUACCUGCGCCUCACACGCCUGCUGCGCGUGGCAGUCGACCGGGAGGCACGGCUAGGAGCGAGUCCCUUCCCAGACGUGGUGGAACAAGUGUUCCAUGAGGUGGGCAUCGGCAGCGUGCUGGCCCUGCAGCGCUUCUGGCAAGUUAGGAUCAAAGAUUAUCACAGCUACAUGCUGCAGGUCAGUAAGGACCUGUCGGACGAGUAUGAGCGGCUUGUGAACCCAGAGAAGGCUCUGGAGGACUCCAAACCCCCGAGGAUUAAGGAAGAGCCCAUGAGUGACAUCUCCUUCCCUGUCAGCGAGGAGCCUGAGGCUGACCUGGCCUCUGGGGACCAGGCUCUCCCCAUGGGGGUCCUCGGGGCCCACGGUGAAAGGCUGGCUGCAGGCCUGGACGGUGAUCAUUCUCCUCACAACUCAGGUGGAGGCGGGGCCAACCACUCCCCUCUGUGGCCACAGGUAAAAAUGGAGCCGCAAGAUGGAGAGGAGGGCCAGGGCUCAGGACAUCAUCAUCACCACCAUCAUCUGGGUGGGGAUGUGUUCGAGGAGGGGGGACCCAUGUCCACCAUGAGCGAAUCCGGAGGAGCCAUGGCACCCUCGCCUGGAGGAGCAGCGUCCGAUGGCAGCUAUGCCUCGCAUUCACCGGACUCCCUGAUGAGCUCAUCACCCGUUUUCAACCAGAGACCCAAGAAACGGCCGAAGAAGAUGUGAAAGGAGAAGCAGCUCCUGGAGAUGGAGGAAGAACAGUGGACUCUUUAACUCCACAGCUAGUUUCUUAUCAUGGACGCAGUCAUGAGCGAACUUAAAGGAGGGGGAAUAUAUUUUGUAGUUUUUCACGUUCGUCUUUUAUGUGUGAGUGUAGUUUAUCUCAAAUGGCUGAAUAUUUUUCCAUUAACUAUCAAUGAAGUUAACUGGUAAAAAAAAAAUCUAUUUUCAGUUAUUCUUGCUUUUCACUUUCACUGUAAAAAAAAAAAAAAAUCAUUUAAAGAAUAUCUUUCUGUAAAUGAAUGAGAACACAGGAAAUGGCUCAGGUCUAAAAGCAAAUCAUUUUGUUAAACAGCUUAAUAAUUCAGCAGAGUGGUUUGUUUUUUCAAGCUAUUAACUCACUCUGUCCUCGCAUAGCAAUUACAGUCUGUGCCAUUCAUUAUGAUUAAAAGAGGCUUCACCAAACAGGAGAAUAUUUGGACAUAUUUUUCCUCAUGAAUUCAUUAUGCUGUAUUUUUAACACUCACCACCUUGUUUACCUUCCAUGGUAGACUUUUCAUGUAACCAAACAAAGCAGUACACACACACACACUGUUCCCACACCUGUCAACCUGAAGCUGCUCGGCAAAUUAGCAUCUGUGUCAGUAAUGAGGCAAAUCUCUGAAUGCAACACCAGAAGCAAUUAUGGUUUGAUCCUCUGCAUCACAACAGUAACAUCAAUCCAGCCUUAAUGGCAAAUUAAUUACAUCAUGCAUAACCGUUCAUGCUGAAUGUGCAGGUUUGAUGAGGAUUUUUCGCUUUGUGUAGUCCUCUGUCAUUUUCACAACCGGUCAGGUAGUUUUCUUCCUAAGGGAGGGGCUGAUGGGGUCAUAUGUGUUGAUAUUCAAUUAGCUGCAACAUUAACUUGAUUCAUCUUUUUAUUUGUGACAAAAUCAGUGUUCCAGACAUGGGCUUCCCUCCAUGUUAAUGACGGUAGGUAGCAUCGCCUAGCCCUAAUGUGAGUUCAUUUCCGCCCUGUUAUUCUGUUAUUUUGUGGUGACUGCAGAAAACUUAACACUGUC
Molecule: messenger RNA, 2486 nt
Organism: Solea senegalensis (Senegalese sole)
Lineage: Eukaryota; Metazoa; Chordata; Actinopteri; Pleuronectiformes; Soleidae
Gene: supt7l
Product: SPT7 like, STAGA complex subunit gamma
Exons: 5
Coding region: 142-1431 (429 amino acids)
Cellular component (GO): SAGA complex
Molecular function (GO): transcription coactivator activity; protein heterodimerization activity
Source: RefSeq, a predicted model, not a curated record